This is a messenger RNA of Nilaparvata lugens (brown planthopper), 3110 nucleotides long. Its product is annotated as zinc finger protein 585A-like. Gene Ontology annotation, molecular function: zinc ion binding; RNA polymerase II cis-regulatory region sequence-specific DNA binding; DNA-binding transcription factor activity. Lineage: Eukaryota; Metazoa; Arthropoda; Insecta; Hemiptera; Delphacidae. The transcript is spliced from 2 exons. The record is from RefSeq and is a predicted model, not a curated record. The coding region runs from base 134 to 2704 and encodes 856 amino acids. Gene Ontology annotation, cellular component: nucleus. Gene Ontology annotation, biological process: regulation of transcription by RNA polymerase II.
GUCCAAAGUGUUGUUAUUCACAUUUUGUUUUCUUAUUAAAAGUGUAAAUUACUCUUUAUAAUUCACAAUGAAUCAAAUGUGCACUAAUUAUGUAGACUUUUUAUAGUUUGAAGUGACUAACAGACAAGUAACAAUGUCGGCCGAAGUUGAAAUAAUUUGUAGGUUAUGUGGACUUACUUGUAAACAAGAACAAUCUAUCCAUAUUUUUGAUAGGCUAGCUUCUGUUAAUAUGUUGCAGUAUAAAAUAAUGCAGUUAUUAGAUAUAGCUGUGGGUAAAAGUGACAAAUUGCCUCAUUCUGUGUGCUUAUCCUGCGUGACCAAACUGGAUAGUUUGUGGUGUUUCAAAAAUACAUGUCAUCAAGUGCAAAUUAAACUCAGGAAAAUGAUAGUUGUUGAUCAAUCAAACCUUCCUGAAUACGAUAGAUUGCAAUCUGAACUUGAUAGGCAGCUUUUGAAUUUAGUGAAUUUGAAUAAUAAAACACUCAUCUCAUCUAAAAACACUAGUGCUUCAGAUCCAUUUAUCUUUCCGGGACUAUUAAUGAAGGGUGGAAAUGUUGUUUAUCAACAUCAAACAGUAUUAGAAAUUAUAGAAAGUGCUUCUGUAUCUGUCAAUGUAGAGGAAGAUGUUCAAAUUGGCGACAAAACUGUAUUACAAAGAAACCCAAAUUCGGAUGAUGAUGAUGAUAGUGAGGGAGAUAUUGAAGACAACUUAAUGUCGAUAGUUAAUAAAGAAAUUGCUAAUGAAGAAUACAAUGUUAAUAUAGAUGUUGAUGAUGUUUCUAAAAAUAGUGAACAGAUUAUGUGUGAUGAUUCAAGUAGUGUUUUAGAACAAAAUGACACAAACUCUAGAAAUGCAAUUGAGAGUUUUUCUUUGGAUGCUACAUCUAACUUAGGAAUUGUGCAGUCGUCGAAAGACCAUUAUUACAGGAUGGAAACUAACAACAACUCAGACCUAUUGUCCAAUAGAAUUCCCUAUCUAACUGUUGAAUCUCAAAUGGGUACCAAACACAUGGUAUACACUGUUUCUCCUGAUAUAUCAAAAUUUGAUAGUGAACAUGAUUACCUGGUUGAUAAAUUGUAUCUUGAAUUGGAUGUGUUUGAUUUGGAGAAUCCUAAUGUUGGUCGAAUACUGACUGAAUGGCUGAAUAAUCUUUUGAAUGGCGAAAUAUCAUUAAUGCCCUACUAUUUUGGCUGGCUAGAUAAAAGUAAACUCAAUGUUAGCUUUAGAUGCAUUAUAUGCAAGCAUGUAAUUCAUAGAAACAAGAGAUUUGUAAUGAACCACCUAGCAGAUCAUCUGCUCUGGAUUUGUCCAGUUUGUGGUAAAUUUUGUAGAACUAUUACAAACUUGAGGAAUCAUUUGCAUCAACAUUCGUCGCCCACUUUUGAAUGUUCAACAUGCGGUAAGAAUCUUGGGAGUGAUAUUGAGAAAUACAAAGUGCACAAGCGUGGUCAUUAUAAGUGCAGAUGUCCGCCUUGUCAGUUUGAGUGUUGUGAUGAAGAAAAGUGGUUGAAGCACUUGGAAAAGGAUAGGAAAAAUAAUGAACUAUGCUCUCCAGAUUGCAGUUUGUUUUAUGAGAGCAUUGAUAAAUUUCGAGAUCACGUCCUGGCGCUUGCAACUCUGGGAGGAUAUGUUUGUGGCGCAUGCGGAAUGGCCUAUCAUUGCGAGGAAUAUUUGAAAUUGCAUUUGAAAGUGCAUGGUUUGGAGCAUGGCAGUAAGUCUACUUGUGAAGAAAGUUUAGAAAAUAAUGACACUAGCUUCAGAAUGAAACUUGAUCGUUUUGCAAACUCUAGCAAUGAGAAACGUUUUGAUACAAUGCAGAAAAUACUUGCCAAUGAAAUCGAUGUGAAGGAAUUUCAAAAUUCUCGUAUAAUGACAGGUGGCAAAGUUACUACUGCAUUUAUCUGCUUCAAAUGUGGUCGAGGCGUGAAGACUGAAAAGAGAUUUAGAAUACAUAUUGAAAACCACAUAUCGAUGACUUGCUAUCAGUGUAAGCGGGGUAUGUCGAGAUUUAUUGAUUUUAAAACUCAUCUAAAGCGGUGCUCUUUCAAGAAAAGAAAGUGUGUCAGUUGUAAAAAUGAAAUCUGGCUGAACACCAGUAAAGAAUACAUUGAGCAUAUGUCUCUGCAUCAGAAAAGGAAGAUUUGCAUCUAUUGUCAGGUGAUAAAAGAUCCGGAACCGUUAAGUCGACAUAUUGAAUCUGUACAUGUUUCUGAACCAAAAUCUUGGUUCUGUGACAUUUGCAAUGAAACACUGGUUGUAUCCUACAAACAACUCAACUAUUUUCGAUCUAGACAUAUGGCCGAUAAACAUCCCGAAAAAUUGGAUACAUACAUAUGUGAAGUUUGUGGUAAGACUUUUAAAUUGAAAGAUGACUUAUACCUGCAUAAAUUGUCGCAUAAGACUGUUGAUAAGCCCAAUCUUAUCUGUGCUUAUUGCAAUAAAAAUUUUGGCAAAAAAGAUUCCCUUAUUAGUCACAUUCAAAGACAUAUGAAUGAGAAAAGCUUUGAAUGUGCGGUCUGUAAAAAAUGUUUCAACCGGUCAUCCUCUUUGGAUAAGCAUCGAAAGGACAUGCAUUCCGUGAAAAAACAUGUGUGUCAUUUGUGUGACAAACGGUUCACAUAUCCUUCAGCUUUGAAUGAUCACAUGAGAAGAGCUCACGAGAAAUGCAGUUUCAGAAAGCCGGGGAUUUCAGCAGACUGCUAACAUGGGGCGUUUGGAGCUUGGAUCUCUGUCUGGAAUAUUUCACCUGUAAGUAACUCGAUGAGUUAUACAAUCAUCAUAUUACGAGUUAUCAGUUUUUGUCCCACCAUUAAAAAAGUUUCUGAAGUUUCCUCCUCCAAAUUUGGCUGGUACACAAGGUCCGCAUCACUAUCAUAAAAGUCAAAUAUAUUAUCUUCAUCACUACUGCAGAGCUCUUCCAAAACUGCUAAAAUAUCCCUAUCAGAUAACCUUUCCAUAUCAAUCUAAUAAACUGUGAAUCAAAAUUUUAGCUAUCUAAUAAAGAAUAAACUUUCAUGUCAGUCAGACCAGAAACAUUGUGCUCGAAGCUUGAACAUAAACACAUAACCUAUUAUUUCCCAGCUGUUUCAAAUCAAGCUAUUGCAAUGCC